AUGGAAGCAAGUAAGAUCAUGAACAGAGGGAGUAGUGGCUCGAAGCUGCGGCCAGUUACACUCUCGGCACUGCCUGGCCGCAGAUACGUUCUGGGUCUCAUAGUAGAAGCAUGUCUAAGAUACCAAUCAUCUACUUCCCAGCCUGACCCCGUUCACGUAACGGCUCACUACUUGCGCGCGACAUCCGUCGGACCCUUCGAAGUGCGUGUGCGCACCCUUCGCACGGGCAAAGGUUUGGCCAACCUCCUUGCGGACCUCAUUCAGGACAACGUGAUCAAAGUGACCGCCCACGCCAUCUUCGGCAACCUCGACCCUGCGUCCGCGUCGCAAACAGGGCCAUCUCUCACUCUGGUUCCACCAGCACCCGGUGCCCGCGUUACACCGUUCGGCAUCUACCCCUCCUCUCUCAAACCCAGUACCAAAGAACCACGAUGGAACUUCACACCCUACAUCCAAGCUGCCCGCGAUCGCUCAAUCCACGAGCGGCAUGCGCGCCUUGCCAAAGCCGGCGAGAGCGACGGCGGCGUCGAAGGGGGCGGGUGGUACACGUUCAGCGACCCAGGAGACGUCCUGACGCCCGCCUCUCUCGCAUUCUUCGCCGAUCUCUUUCCGGACAAGCUCCCGGUGGCGGCAUACCCAGAUCUCCCGUCGAGUUGGUUCCCCACCGUCACUAUGUCGGUCCAGUUCUGUGCACGGAUUCCGCGCGGCUCGGAGAAUCAUAGCCAGCACACCGUGGGCACGUUCACUUCGGGCAGGUUCAUUGAUGAGCCGAUGGGCAGGCACGAUAUCUACGUCGAGGUUUGGACAGCGCCCAGCGACCUCGGAGAUGGGAAGCAGCCAAAGGAGGGAUGGCGAGAGGACCAGCGCUGUCUUGUGGUCGCGCAUCAGAUGGCGCUGACAGUUCCUAUGGAGGUCAAUGAGCGGAAGAGAAAGCCUGCGACUCAGGAUGCCAAGAGCAAACUGUAA
Heterobasidion irregulare TC 32-1 is the source of this 966-nucleotide messenger RNA. RefSeq lists its product as uncharacterized. NCBI's taxonomy places the organism in Eukaryota, Fungi, Basidiomycota, Agaricomycetes, Russulales, Bondarzewiaceae. The coding region runs from base 1 to 966 and encodes 321 amino acids. The record is from RefSeq and is a predicted model, not a curated record. The transcript is spliced from 3 exons.